GGUUGUUCGAACUCUGAAAUGCUGUAGUCAUUGCCACCCACGAACGUUUGCGUUCGAUGUAUCCGGGAUAGCGUUGCAACGGUUGCGCGCUGUUGCUGAAGAUGGCGCAGGAUACAAGCGGCCCUUUACCAACAUCGUGGAAGCCGGGGUCAAGUCCAGAAAAUCAGUAUAGACGAAGAUCGGAGACACCAGAGCUAGACACGAGCAGAGAUGACACUGCGAGACCUGGGAGACCGCUGGAAGUUUCUGGAAACAAUGAUAGUGGAACGUCGGCUCCUUUCGAUGCUACGAAGAUGUUUGUCGGUGGAUUGAGUCGGAGUACAAACAACGAGUCGUUGCGGAAGUAUUUUGAGCGUUUUGGGCCGAUUGUGAACGCCAGUGUAAAGAUGGACUCAGACACAGGGCAUUCACGAGGUUUUGGAUUUAUUGUGUUUCAGGAUCCAACGAGUAUUGACAAGGUUCUUGCUGUGCCUUCACACAUGCUAGAUAACAAACUAAUAGAUCCCAAGCAAGCUGUUCCUUUGGGAAAGAGGCCGCCGCCUGCGUCUUCUUCUUCUUCUCCUAGUCGUGUACAUCAGAAGCAACAACAUGCUGUUGUUGCUAAUCGUAUUUUUGUGGGUGGGUUGGGUGAUGCUACUGGAGAUCAAUUGCAAGAAUAUUUCAGUAAGUAUGGACCUAUCAGUGACAUUGACUUUAUACAUGACAAAAAAACUGGGAUGCGAAAAGGCUUUUGCUUUGUGGCCUUUGAGAUGCCCGAGACUGCAGAAGUCGUCACAAAAAAAGCGUUUCACCAAAUUGGUUCAGUCACAGUAGAAGUAAAGCCUGCAACAACUAAGGAAGCAGCACGAGCUCGGUGGAUGGAAAGAAAUGCUGGCACUCCUUAUGGUGGGAGCAGUUCCAGUGGUGGUGGCAGUAGUGGUGUUGGACCUGGUUGGGGAUCUGGCUAUUAUUCAUAUGGAGCUGGAUAUGGGUAUCCAUCUCCUUCAUAUGGCUACUUUCCAUCUGGAGGGUAUGGUGCAGCGUAUGGGUACCCUUAUAGUUCAUAUGGAGCUUAUUCGUAUCAGCAACAAGCUGCGUAUCCUUAUGGUAGAGGGUAUGGGCAGUAUGAAAGUAGUUAUGGACCUAUGAAGGGAAGUCAAGGGCACUCACAGGGGCAGACACAAUCUCAGGGACAAGGGCAUUAUCAUAUGUAUACUCAAGGGUCUGGUUCUGGUGGUCAUUCGUCUUAGGUGCACAGGACAAUUUCUGCUUGUUUCUGAGCUUUGAAGAUUCAGUAUUGUUUGUAUGCAACCAUUUGUGGCUUAUGACUUACAUGCAGUGUAGCAAGACUUGUCAUAUGGUCGAUGUAAAGGAGAAGAUGAUCUGUGCAUCAUCGUGUGUUUUUUGGCUCUACAUACAUGAGUUUCAGUAGUUGUAUUGUAGUGUUUAUUGCCAUGUCAUAUAGUAAGCUGUAACUGUUUUGAGACUCCA
Corticium candelabrum is the source of this 1470-nucleotide messenger RNA. RefSeq names its product heterogeneous nuclear ribonucleoprotein D-like. Lineage: Eukaryota; Metazoa; Porifera; Homoscleromorpha; Homosclerophorida; Plakinidae. Gene Ontology annotation, cellular component: nucleoplasm; chromatin. The record is from RefSeq and is a predicted model, not a curated record. Gene Ontology annotation, molecular function: RNA binding. Gene Ontology annotation, biological process: regulation of gene expression. Bases 102 to 1229 code for a protein of 375 amino acids. The transcript has 2 exons.